This is a messenger RNA of Porites evermanni, 2315 nucleotides long. The record is from the annotation of a GenBank genome assembly. Lineage: Eukaryota; Metazoa; Cnidaria; Anthozoa; Scleractinia; Poritidae.
AUGGAAAAUAAGAAAAGAACCCUGACAUUGUUGUCUUCUUUCCAAAUUGUGAUAUCCGUCAUGUUUUUCAUUCUGGGAUUGGUGGACGGACUUGAAAUCCGCUUUGUAAAUGUUAGCCUCGUGUUUUCGCCAUGUUGGAUUGUUCCUCUGGUAAGUGAAUUUUGUCUGUUUUCUAAUUUGUCAGGCACUUAAAUCUUUUUAAGACUAUAUUUUGUCGUGGAUAAAGAUAUUAUCGCUCCUAUGAUGGUACAAGUUAAAAGAAAACCUACGUCUGUGUUUUUCGUGAUCUGCUCAAACGAGAGAAAUUUGCGAAAACUAGUUCUCACUUUCACUGUUUAAAAUAUGGCAGUAAUAUGCUGUAAAAUAACUAAUCUUUUAAGUGCACCUUUAAAGUUCUAAGUUGCUAACUGCCAAUGCUCUCGAUGGAUAGUGUCGGCGCCAGCUGUCAAUAUCAUGCCCCUACCACCUACCCCCACCCCUCCCCACAUGGCGAAGAGUGUUUUUAGCAAGCAUAGUUAACUUAUUAUUUGAUGAAUCCUUACCCAUGUUUCCACGAGAUUCCACAAAAUGAAACAAGAAACGCCUGAGAAGUUUGAUCGCGGUGGUUAUCUCGCGUGACAAGAUAUCUUUAAUAUUUUUAUUGCGGUCUGCAAGUACUGGGUGUUUAGUCGAAUUAAGGACUUCAAAGGCGGACCGGCCAUUUUCAUUUUGUAAAGAAAUUUUAAUAUCCUGCUGAUUGUAGGAAUUUAUUAUAUGUUUACUGAAGAAGCUCCACACAUGGAAAACAAUGAUGGGGUUGCCGCCGUUGUUAUGUGGAUAUAAUUCCACACAACUUUGUUAGUACGUGAAGUAUUACACCACUGGCUUGUUUACGCAUUGCUUGGGUUAGUUAGAAUUUUGAUAUAUCGAACGUGGGCUAAUAUACACAUAUUAAGUUAUAAAUUUAAACGUAUAUCUUUGUAUGUAGGAUUUUUUUGUGUAUAUGUGUCAAAAGCUAGUGUCCCCAGUUGACAUUUUAGAUACAUCUUUUGAUUCUUCAGUGAAGCACAUGAAUGCAUAUAUAAUAUAUGUUUAUGUUUAAUUCUGUUUUUUGCAUUUACUGUUCAGACUCCUGCAAAUGGUAUCAUGGGACUUGUUUUAAGCAAAAGCCAAAACAGAUCCUCAAAUCUGGUAAGAUUUUCUCAAUCAUAAGCACUUGCAGACGUCAGAGAAACACUGUCGGAAGUUCAGAAAGCGAAGACUUUCUGAAAGCAUCGACUGUCCCUUCGCCUUUAGGCUCGGCGAACGUUGGGUGGGGACUACCUCAGGCGCAUCGAGACACUCACGACUGGAGACUGAGGCCACCUCCUCCCUUCCCCCCAACCCCCACACCACCCCCCACCGCCACCACCACCAUCACCAAAAAAAGGGAGGCAACCUUAAGUAUUGAUCGUCUUGCAGUUGAAGAAGAAGAACAUACUCAGCGGUAACUGGGGUCGCCUUUAAAAUAAUAACGAUAAACUUAAUAGGCUUGAGCGAAGCGAUACGGCUGUCUUCGCUUUCGAAAAAGCUGAACAGGACGAAACAAGGUGAAGGGGGCUUUUAUUUCUUUUGCCGAAUACGAGGUCCCUAUAGCUUGGGCUGAAUGCUACACGCCGAAUAUGUUUUAUCAGAAAGUUGUAUUCAAGUCCUCCAGACGGACGGACGGACGGACGGACGGACGGGUGACGUAUUACUAAAAGACACUGAAUAAUACCCUGACCACAUGCUCAAACAGUGUUUUUUGCUUGUUGCGAAACGGGAUGUCCUGAAAUGACGUCACAAUCACUCCUGCCGAUUCCUCUGUUUUCAGUUGCGUGGUUUUGUGCCCCACUGCAAGUGAAAUUUUGACGUUUUUGGUACGUCAAAACACGGAGAGAAAAGUCGAUGUCGAAUUUAUUAUUAUUAUUAUUUUUUGGUUUUAUCAAAACUCUGUAGAUUAAAUCAAGCAAUGAAAAAGAAAAUUUGCUAUACACACUUUAACUCAUAAGUUUUACUCUCUUUAGAUCCGUGCCAUUUGGUCAGUUAGCGUGGCAUGCAUUGUUUACUCCGCUAUUACAGCGCUGAGGUAUCAGUACUGGGGUAUCGAAUUACUGACGUUUGAUAAGAUCUUCUACAACUCGGACUACCCGUCCGGCAAAUGGUGGUUUUUAAAAAAAGAUGACAAGCUGAAGUACACUGAGCAGGAAAACAAGGCACUCGCUCUAUUUGGCAUCAUCAUUGUGUUGGGUAUCAUUGAAAUUAUCCUGGCUGCUGCCUUGGCCAGAAUCAGCGAUUCAAGCCACAAAGUGGCUCAG